GCAGUUUGGCACAGAUUGAGCUGAAGUGUCCCGCAGGGAGAAGUGACCCUCCCGCACCUGGGCUGAAUAGCUGUUUCAUUUCCAUAUAGAUGACUAUGCAGCCUGCAAUUCAAGUGUGGUUUGGAGAAGAUCUGCCUCUAAGUCCACGGAGUCCUCUGACCCCCAGACAUGGACCAGGGUUGGCUGAUGUUUGUCAGUAUGAUGAGUGGAUAGCUGUGAGGCAUGAAGCUACUCUGUUGCCUAUGCAAGAAGAUCUGUCUAUCUGGUUAUCUGGUCUAUUAGGUAUUGAAGUUAAGGCAGAAAGACUAUUGGAAGAACUUGAUAAUGGAGUGCUCUUAUGCCAAUUGAUUGAUGUUCUUCAAAAUAUGGUGAAAGCAUGCAACUCUGAAGAAUCAGGGAAUUUUCCAAUGAGAAAAGUGCCUUGUAAGAAAGAUGCUGCAUCAGGUUCAUUCUUUGCCAGAGACAAUACCGCCAAUUUUCUUCACUGGUGUAGAGACAUUGGGGUUGAUGAAACUUACCUCUUUGAAUCUGAAGGUUUAGUUUUACACAAAGAUCCAAGACAAGUAUAUCUUUGUCUGCUUGAAAUUGGCCGCAUUGUGUCAAGAUAUGGGGUUGAGCCACCAGUGUUAGUAAAACUUGAGAAAGAAAUUGAGUUAGAAGAGACCUUGCUUAAUACUUCUGGACCUGAAGAUUCUAUCAACAUACCAAAAUCGCGCUGUCAGCAUGAAGAGCUACAUGAAGCUGUUAAACAUAUUGCUGAAGAUCCUCCUUGUAGUUGUUCUCAUUGAUUUUCUAUUGAGUACUUAUCUGAAGGAUGAUACCGACUAGGGGAUAAAAUACUCUUCAUAAGGAUGCUUCAUGGAAAACAUGUCAUGGUCCGUGUUGGAGGAGGCUGGGAUACUCUUCAAGGAUUUUUGCUUAAAUAUGAUCCAUGUCGAACAUUACAGUUUGCUACACUAGAACAAAAAAUUCUAGCAUUUCAAAAAGGAAUUUCUAAUGAAAGUAUUCCUGAUUCACCCAGCAGAACACCUCAACUUCCUGAAAUGAAUCCUUUGUCAGCAGUUAACAUGUUUCAGAAACAAAACUUAAAGCCUAGCACGCUAGUUGGUAUUCCAAGGAGCAAGGAAAAGCAGGUUCACCCAACAGGUGUAUUGCUGCCUGCUUCUUCAUUAAAAGGUAAUACAGGCUCCAUGUCAGUCCGUUCGAAAUUUCCAGAUUCUUCAGCAUCUUCUCAUCUCAAGCUCAAGUCUUCAAAAGGUGUAACAAAGAAACCACUUGCUCCUUCAAACAAUGUUUCAUCUUCCCUUGCUUCUUUAAGUCCUGUAGAUAAAAACACUUCUUCACCACCUUUAUCAAGAACUGGACCUUGUGUAUCUGAGUCAGUGAGAAAAUGUGUCACAUCCCCCAAAAAGGUCAAGGCUCUUCCCUGCCAGAAAGCUACAGGUGUUCUUGAGCCUAAACUUUUGCCAAAUAAGUGUUCUGGAAAAACUCAAUCAAGGUACUUGAAACACAGUCACAUUUCUUCUAGGGAUGAUGCAUUAUUUCACUCACCUGCACCUGUAAGUUCAUCAAAGUGUCCACAGUUACCAAAAGCAAAUAUACAGGUAAGGCCUAAACCUUCUCCUUCUUUUCAGUCCCCUAGAAAAAUGGCAAAACCCAGUUCUAAAACCACAGCUACAGAUCUAGGAACACAGACUGAAGCAUCUAAUGGAAGCCUACAAACAGGGGCAAUCCCAGCACAGAAACUUAAGUCUGCCUUGAAUUUAAAUCAACCAGUUUCCGUAUCUUCAGUUUGUCCUGCAAAAGCUGCACAAGAAUUGAAAGAUAAGAAGAUAGUUUCAGGUGCCAAAAAGCAGCCUCAGAAUAAAAGUACAUGCCAGAAGACAGGAUCCAGCUCCUCAAAGUCUCCUGGUCGUACUCCACUGUCCAUUGUGAGUCUUCCCCAGUCUGCUGCCAAAACACAAAUUGCACCAAAGUCAGCACACCCUGCCCCUAAGGGCCAGUAUUCAGCUAAAGGGCCUCCAAAGAGUGGCAAACCCCAAGCUUCAACCAGGAAACCACCCUCAUCUGGUAAGGGAACAGAUAGUGGAGGAAAAAAACCUACCACAAAGAAAAAGGAGGAUGAUGACCAUUAUUUUGUUAUGACUGGAAGUAAGAAACCUAGAAAAUAAAUACAUGUGGGUCACUUUAAGAAGUCAGAAGAAAGGAGCAAAAUGAAUGAGUUAGCUUCAAAUCUUAAAGGUUUUUCCUGUUUGUGUUUGUUCAAAUAGGUGCAGACAUUAAAUAUAAGAAGGUAGGGGAUAGAGGUGGAGGCUGGGAUGAGGAGAAGGCUCAUCAGAAGUCACAUGUCUGAAUUCACCUAGAAGCUAUCCUUCUGAGGCAAACAAGUGUAGAAUCACCAAAGGGUUCUUAUUAUUAUAGACAUACAGGUAAUUUUUAAGCCAUAGCAUCUUGUUAAUGUCUGUCUGUUAAGGGAAAUGUAAAAGUCAAAUAACACUACUAGAAUUAUAACUAUAGUUGUUAUAUUUUUGAAUGGGUAUUAAACAUGGAGGUUUUAUACCUGCUAAUGGCAACACUGGUGCUUACAUUAGAGUUACUACAUUUCAGUAAGAAAGCAACGGUUUUGCGUUUGUCCCAUAAAAGGCACCUAAUUUAAUUUCCUCAUCAGGAUUACCUGAUUCAGCAAUACUAAGUACUAAUGGCUGCUGCUGAUUGGCAUGGCAUUACUCUGGGUUAGGUAGAAUUCUUAUUAUUUAAAUAUUUUCAAGUUUUCCAAAUCAGAAGGAACUGAUUUUUUAAUCUGGCUUAUAUUGGCAAUGAUAUUUUAUCACUAAUAUUUUGGUUAAAAACAAUUAAAUAAGCUUAUUGAAAUAUAAGCAAAUUUAGUAAAAACAAAACAAGAUUUUACAUACAUCAUCUGUAAAAAUUUAGAUACCUUAUAAUUUUAGAUGGAUGUUGUGCAGUAUUAGAGCAGAAAUGGAUUUAUUGGCUUUCAUCAUGUUACAGGUAUUUUAAAUGCAAUUCCCUAUGAAAGCAGGUAUGAAUUUUUACAUUAAAAUAUGUUCUAACAAUCUUAAAAUUAAGAUGAUAUUAAAAGAAUCUUUGAGAGAUACUGUAUAUAAAUUCUAUCAAAUGUUAUUUCUUUUGAUAACAUAACCAGGUUUAAUUACAUUCUUCCAAUUCUGUUAAUUUUCUUUAAUUAAGUUAAAGCAGACAGCAUGUAUGCUGCACUUUGUUCUCUAGGCAGAUACUUUCAAGAAACUACCCAGAUUUUGUAUGAGUGUAUAGACUCAUCCACCCAAAGUGAUAGUGGUAAAUAAUUUAUUUAAGGGAUUGUGACUAUUUAAAAAUUAUUAAUGUACUUUGAGAAAUUUUAAGGGCACUUUUAAUAACUUUAUAGUAUAAUCACAGCAUUUAUGUUCAGUAUUGAGAUUUGUAUUUCUCUAUUGUUUUAAACUCAAGUAUAUUUUUUAUAGGAACAAAAUUAUGUACAAUCACGGAAUAAGCAUUUAAGUUGGCUACUAAUAUUCUAUAGGUUAUAACAUAAUAUUUUUUUUUAAAGUAAGUGGUCUUUUUAUUAAAAUAAGUGAUCUUUUGCCUGAGGAUCACAGUUAAAAAGUCAGGUUAGUUUUUUGAAUAAAUGAUUAUUUUAUUUAUAAAAUAAAUAAUGAUUUUUUAAAAAAAGAGACAGCCACCAAAUAUUUAGUUUAGUUCCUCUAUUCUGGACAUUGAAAGGGAUAAUAUUUACAUCCUUGGGGAGAGAAGUCAGUGUUCAAGAGGUGACAGGAGCAUUGUUUUUAGUAAUAAGAAAUAUUUAAAGCAUCUUUCAAAGAGAAAGAAUUUUACCUUCACAGAAUUUUUUUCCAUAUAAGACCAAACAAUGGUUCUAUAUCAGUAACUUUUAGAACUGAGAGGAAAAAAGUAAAUGGUAUUAUGGCUAGCCUGUGAACCAAGUAGGUCUUACAAUCUUGUAAACAUUAACUUUUGUGUUGAGAGAAAUAAAAAAUAACAGUAUUCCAGAAGCACCUGACACAAAUUCCAGAA
Messenger RNA from Marmota monax (woodchuck), 4044 nucleotides. Its product is annotated as GAS2-like protein 3. The transcript has a single exon. Gene Ontology annotation, biological process: actin crosslink formation. NCBI's taxonomy places the organism in Eukaryota, Metazoa, Chordata, Mammalia, Rodentia, Sciuridae. The record is from RefSeq and is a predicted model, not a curated record. Gene Ontology annotation, molecular function: microtubule binding; actin filament binding; cytoskeletal adaptor activity. Gene Ontology annotation, cellular component: actin filament.